CUGUCAUUGUGUAAGUUUGACUGAUCGAAUGAGUUUCGUGCAAAAACACUAGACAAAUGACAGAUCUUCUGAUUCUAGUGUGCGCCAUUUUGAUUUGUAUACACAUUGUUCCCGUCGACGGCUCCCGGAAGAAGGGUGUUUCGGCCUGGGGGUCGAACCUCUUGUGUGAAGACUGGAAAGCGCUAAACAACAUUUCCUGGUGGUAUGACUGGAAGAGCGACCUGUCAACAUACGAUGCAGCGGUCACAAACGUAUGUCCACCUUCGACCCAUCCGAUGCCCGAGUUCGUUGCUAUGGCGUGGAAGUCCAAAUGGAACAAUCAUACACAUAUGAAUUUUACAUCACAGGCGAAAUACAUUCUCGGAUUUAAUGAACCAGACCAGGCAGAACAAGCAAAUAUGACACCGGAGACAGUUGCUGGGCUGUGGCCGGACAUUGAAAGAAACUCAAACGGUCGUCCACUCGUUAGCCCAGCUCCUGCACAUCAUGACUUUAAAUGGCUCGACGAAUUCUUCCGCCUUUGCAACAACUGCCGUGUUGACUAUAUCGCCGCGCAUGCGUACAACUGCGACGCAAACCACAUAAUGACCUACUUACAGCGCAUGCACAACCGUUACCACAAGAAGAUUUGGUUGACCGAGUUUGCCUGUCCACACUCAACAGAUCCGAAUGAUCAAAUGCACCUCAUGAGGACGCUGCUUCCGAGACUGGAGGCCGCAGAUUACGUUUAUCGAUACUCGUGGUUCAUGGCCCGUAUGCUGCGAAUCUUUGGCGGGGGCUUCAUGGACCCCUCUGCUGCACUUCUACACAACGAAACCUCGACACUGACCAGACUCGGUCAUUUCUACAACAACUUCCAGCCAAGUGACCACGCAAGCAUCGUUGGAUAAAACAUUCAUUUAUAUUGUAAAUUCAUGUCGUGCAGUUAAUAAAUAAAUAUGGAAUCAUG
Molecule: messenger RNA, 949 nt
Organism: Mya arenaria
Lineage: Eukaryota; Metazoa; Mollusca; Bivalvia; Myida; Myidae
Exons: 3
Coding region: 57-890 (277 amino acids)
Source: RefSeq, a predicted model, not a curated record